This is a messenger RNA of Columba livia (rock pigeon), 1146 nucleotides long. It is a transcript of the gene TEX47, whose product is annotated as testis expressed 47. The record is from RefSeq and is a predicted model, not a curated record. NCBI's taxonomy places the organism in Eukaryota, Metazoa, Chordata, Aves, Columbiformes, Columbidae. The transcript has 6 exons. The annotation marks the transcript as partial. Gene Ontology annotation, molecular function: blue light photoreceptor activity; FAD binding.
AACCCGCGGCGGGACCAUCCACCCCCGCACUCAACGUCCAUCAAGGGGCCGGGCGAUGCUCUCCCCUCCCCUCCCCCGGCGCUCUGUGGAGCUCCACAGACACGCAACAAAGAGCGAGCGCUCCCGCCGGGAGUGUGUGCGCGGGGGGCUCCAGCCCGGCCAUGGCGGAGGAGCCCCCGGCGCGGAGCCGUCCGGACUCGCCGGAGCCCCCGGCCCUGCGGCGGCACAACCUGCUGGGCGAGCGGCGGGACCGCGCCGGGCAGGUGGGCAGGGAGCGGCGGGGCCGGGGCUGCCCCCGCGGGCCGGGCGGUGCGAGCGGCCCGGCCCCGUCCCGCUGUGCUCCCGCAGGGCCGGUUCCCGCUGCACAGGCUGCUGGUGCUGGCCCGGCUGCGCCCGGGGGCGGCGGCGGAGGAGGCGGCAGGUUAUCACCGAGGAUUGUUUGAAAAUUCAUUAGAAGACCGUGCAAGGGAACAAGUCUCGGGUCUGCUCCUUGUCUAUUCCAGCCAUGUUUGUCAUGUGGUAGAGUCUUGCAGCAGCACGAUCCAUCUCAUCAUCCAAGAUUUAGCUUCUCUCCAAAGUCAAGGUCAUGGCGCUUUACUCCAGGAAAUUAAAGUUUUGGUGGUGGCCCAUAACAUCCCCACCAGGCUGUUCCCAGACUGGUACGUGGCUGUGGCGCCGUCUCCCGUGACAUCCGCACAACGCACGGCAGAGCCCCAGCCCACGGCGGAGCUGGUCGCGGAGCUGCUCGCCCUCCUGCUCACACUGGCAGCCGGUGUCCAGAGUUCUGAGGACGACAGUGAGGAUACACUGGAGAGCGUGCACACUCUUGCCCCCGAGCUGCUGAUCCCGGCAGAGACAAUUAACUCUCUGUAUAAUGCUGAAGAAUGUGCAAGUCCAGAAGAUUUUCUGAGCAUUUAUUUAAGUCCUUCACAGCCUGCCCUGGACUCAGAAACUGUGUGGCCUGUCCCAUCCCAUCCCACUCCAUGAAACGGGCUCUAGCUGGGGUUCACAGCUGGACGCAGUUGUGUUUAACAUCAAUCCACACAUUGCGGAUCAGAUUCACUGUCACUCGCAUUGUCCACUGAAGUCGUCAGAAGAGCCAGAAACACGUGAACGACUGUGUCACCUUCCCUGUCCCUUGGUAGC